CAGCAGCUUGCCAACGCCGUCUUGACUAAAUUACCGCGUGAGAUCCGCGACAUGAUCUAUUUUCACCUCAGUACACGCGGUCGCGAGCUCAUCGAGCGCGAGCAUUUUCGGACAACCUUGGACCCACUUACGAGAUUAUACUCGUAUGAUUUCGAGAGGUGGAAAGCGCAGCAUUUUCCCGCGCACUACUGGAAUCCUGAAUACGUAUCCCAGCGCUUCUACUGCGAGCUCUUGGAAAACUAUUACCGUACUAGUACGUUCUUGUUUGGUGAUGAUCCGGGGGUAAUGAAGCGUUUCCUCAACACAGAUGAGAUGAAACUUGGGGUAGCUCCUAAAGCACUGGUUUCUAGCGUUGAGAUUGGGCUGAAUGCUGUGUCGCAUGAUCGAGGCUCCUUCCGCGCUUACAUGUUCGGCAUACCGAAAUCACCAGAGCGAAUGCGGGAGGCUCUUGAUGGUAUCUUUGAACUCAGACCUGGAGCUAGAAUCGUGAUUCGAUUCGUGACCGAGGCGAAAACUAAGGAAGAGAGGGAUGAGCAUUGUAAAGGAGCGAUGAAAAUGCUGUUCGACGAAGCGCAGGUGGAGAAGAUGAAGAUGUACAAGGUCAAGUUGGUGGUUGAC
Molecule: messenger RNA, 618 nt
Organism: Alternaria alternata
Lineage: Eukaryota; Fungi; Ascomycota; Dothideomycetes; Pleosporales; Pleosporaceae
Exons: 1
Source: RefSeq, a predicted model, not a curated record